AAUACUUCAAUGGAAUUUUGAUGAUAAUACAAAAUUUUUAUUAAACAACAAUUCUUCAAUACCGAAAAUUAGUAUUACAAUGCUAAUGUUAUUAUAUAAAGAUUUUUAUAUAUUAUUGGAUAAUCUGGAUUUAUCAGAAGAGAUGAUGAAUAAAGAAAAAACUUGGUCAACUUAUAUUCCAUUACUUUAUUGUAUAAAUCAAAUUAUUGAACAUCAUCCAAAUAUAAAAGGUCUUCAUUUAUUUGAUAUUGUUUCACAACGUAAUUAUGGAACUUGUUAUAUGCCUAUUGAGACAAAUCAUUUAUAUGGUAUAUUAAAGCGUGCUGGUAAUAAUCUAGUUGUAGGAAUUUUAAAAACACAAUUGGGAGAUUCUGCAAGAAGUAAUUGGGCUCAAAUUUUUAAUAUACAAAAAUAUGGUGAAAGGUUUCAAUGUUGUAUUGAAACAGACUUAGUUGUUAUUGGACUUGAUCUGGGUAGGAAGAAUCUAUGUGUAACUGUUGAUUAUAAUGAAAGGGUUAUACAAAUUG
Molecule: messenger RNA, 527 nt
Organism: Funneliformis geosporum
Lineage: Eukaryota; Fungi; Glomeromycota; Glomeromycetes; Glomerales; Glomeraceae
Source: the annotation of a GenBank genome assembly